Bombus huntii is the source of this 2662-nucleotide messenger RNA. RefSeq lists its product as uncharacterized. Bases 269 to 2662 code for a protein of 797 amino acids. The transcript has 6 exons. The record is from RefSeq and is a predicted model, not a curated record. Lineage: Eukaryota; Metazoa; Arthropoda; Insecta; Hymenoptera; Apidae. Gene Ontology annotation, molecular function: nucleic acid binding.
CAAACGAAACGAGAGAUCGUUCUUGAGAUUCCUUUGAAAACACGUGUAACAGCCAACGUGCCAUUCGUACGUUGUCGUCUAUUUGUAUGAUGUCCUAAUUAUUGCCGACUCGAUAGAUCAAGCUCUAAAAGUAUUGCACACUGUACUAGAUACCCUUGUAAAAGCCGGAUUCUCCUUUAACUUUUCAAAAUGUUCUUUUCUGAAGGCAUCGGUACUCUAUUUGGAAUAUGUAAUUUACGAUGGAGAAGUUCGUCCCAAUCCGGGUAAAAUGCACGCCUUGAGUUCUUUACCUGCGUCAACGACCGUCACACAGCUCAGGCAGUUCAUAUGUUUAGCUCUUUAUUUCCGAAAAUUCGUCCCUAAAUUUUCACGGGUAAUGAAACCCUUGUAUGCGCUUACUUCCGAUAAUAAAAACACGACUUGGACAGAUAGGCAUGGAAAAAUAAGGCAAAAGGUAAUUUCCGCCCUGACCGACGCGCCGGUGUUAAUGGUAUUUGACCCGAACUACCCGAUAGAACUUCGUAUCGACGCUAGUUCGGAUGGAUAUGAGGUUAUUUUAAUGCACAAGAUUGAAGGUAAAAAUAGAGUAGUGGAAUAUUACAGUAAAAGGACUAGCCCUGCGGAAUCUAGAUAUCAUUCCUAUGAACUAGAAACGUUAGCGAUUGUAAACGCCGUCAAACAUUUCCUUCAUUAUCUACACGGACGAGAAUUUCUUGUCGUCACUGAUUACAAUUCCUUGAAGGCAUCCAGCAAUAAAGUACAUUUAAAUGAUAUGGUUUACAGGUGGUGGGCUUACUUACAAACCUUUACCUUUGACAUUAUGUACCGGAAAUGUAAACGAAUGGCCCACGUAGACUUCUUUUCGCGAAACCCCGUAGACUUGGAUCGCCGUACGAUCAGCAAAGCUACAGAGAGAGAAAUCAAUCUGGCCGAAAUCUCCGAAGAUUGGCUAUUAACGGAACAACGUCGCGAUCCCCAAAUUACAGAAAUCGCCACAACCGGUGCUAGUAGGGCCAAUGGACAGGUAGAGCGUAUUAUGGGUACGCUAAAAAAUAUGUUCACAACAAUAGAAACGACCGGGCGGUCUUGGCAAGACGCGAUCGGGGAAAUACAACUGGUUUUAAAUUGCACUGCCAACCGCGUGACUAAGUCGAGCCCAUUAGAACCACUAAUCGGUAAAACAGCAAGACCCUACGGCUUAUCCCUACCCGACAAUAUCGAAGAAAGAGAAGUAGAUAUCUCCCAUGUAAGACAGCAGGCGAUAAAGAAUAUAGACGCUAGCUGCAAAUACGAUAAAGAUAGGAUCCUAGUUAAUAAUAAAAUUAUCAUUGCAAGACACGUAGAAUUUAUAGGUGAAGAUGAUAAUUUAGUAGGAUUUCAAGGAGAAGAUGAAUCAGACAAUGAAAGAGAAAAGGAUUUUGACCAACAUUCGGAUUCAAACGAAAUUCAUGAAAAUGAAAUAAAUGAGGAAAAGGUCGAGCAGAUUGCAAUAAAAGAGGAGAGAAAUUUAAGUAACGAAUCAGAAAGAAAACUUGAGGACACAGAAAAUAAUUUGAAAAGGUCAGGACGGGAGAGAAAGAAAUCUGAAAGAUAUGGCCAAACUAGCUCAUAUUUCAUUUAUGUGAAUGUAGUUAGCGCAGACAGUCCUCAAACCUAUGAAGAAGCUUUAAGUGGAGAUGCGAGCGGUUCAUGGAAAGAAGCAAUGGAUCGAGAAAUGAAUAGUUUAAUCAAAAAUAAGACCUGGAAAUUAGUAGAGAAACCAAAAGACAAAAAAGUAUUAGACUUGAAAUGGGUAUAUACGAAUAAAUCUGAUAAUCGUAAGAAAGCGCAACUAGUUGUUCGAGGCUUCCAACAAAAGGAAGUACUGGAAAAUUUAUACUCUCCAGUGGCAAAAAUGCAAACGUUGAAGUUAUUACUAUCUUAUUGCUGUCAAUAUGGUUUGACAAUUACGCAAAUGGAUGUAGAAACAGUUUUCCUAAACGGAACUAUAAAAUCGGAAGUAUUUGUAAAACAACCUGUAGGUUACGACGAUAAAAGCGGGAAAGUAUGUAAAGUAUAUGAAAAAACUAGGAUUUCAAAGAAACAACUUAUUAACAUGUGGAAAAAAAAGAAAAGAAAAAUCGAUGAAAUUAAAAACACAUUGUCAAACAAAUUUGGGAUGAAGGACUUAGGUGAAGCAAAGAUUUACAUAGGAAUAAACAUUGAAUACGAUUAUAAGAAGUGUGAGAUAAAAUUAGAUCAAAGUAGUUAUAUAGAGUUAUUAGCGAAACAAUAUAAUAUAGAAAAUAGUAAACUAUAUUUUACACCAAUGGAACAAAACUUAAGUUUAGCACCCGCACAAUCAGCCUCGGACGAUAUAAGAUAUAGAAAUCUCACAGGAGUUUUAUUAUAUAUUAGUACUGGAACAAGAUUAGACGUUAGCUAUAGUGUAAACUAUUUAAGUCGAUUUCAAAACAGUUACCACGAGACCCACUAUAAAUAUGCAUUGAGAAUUUUGAAAUACUUACGUUCGUUCAUUAAAUAUGCCUUAGAGAAAGAACGACUAAUAUUGGAAGUAAAGAGGAAAAUGGAUGAAGACGUGAGGAUACAUUUGAUUGUCAUUGGAUUACCUAUCGAUAUCGAAGAUAAAAUCGAGAAAGUGUACAAUCAACAAAUGACCUAA